AUGAGUGUCACAGUCGAAACUCCGUCGUUGAAAUCUGCGCCCAUACUGGAGAAGAAACAGGGUGAGGUUUUUAUAAAUUCAAAAUUAGCUUAACUUUUUCUGGAAUAGCAAAAAACUAUGGAAUUUUCCCUUAUAAAAACACAUUUUCAGAAUUGAUCGACUUGAAAAACAUUGGAGAACAUGCGAAGAACAUCACUCCGUUCAAGACUUCCAAGCAUCAGCCUCUCAUCCAGGUGACACCCUCAAAUACUUGAAGAUCUUAGAAAACCUCCCAGUUUCCAGGGUUCUGUGUCGAAAGAAGCCGCUAUCGCAACACACACCGCUCUCCACCUUAACAUCACACCGGAAAAGGAGAAAAAGUAAACGAGAUACGUGUCAGACAGCUUAUUCAAUGAUAAUCCCAGAAUCCGAGAGAUGUACGACAGGCUGGAUGCAGACAACGACGGCUCGAUUGAUAUUAGAGAUCUCACGCAGGCACUCGCGGCUCAGACUCCGCACAUUCCGACUAAUCUUGCACCGGUACCGAGGAUUCAUAAAGCAAAAGAAGUUCUUUAUGUUUCAGAAACUGUUGGCACGUAUGAAAUCGGGAGAAGGCGACAAGGUCACGAUUGCCGACUUCACCAACUACGUACUAGCACAUGAGGCACGAUUAGCGGAGGUGUUCGACAAGAUCGACUCAAAUCGAGAUGGUAAUGUUGAAUUGGAGACUUUUAGUGACAUUUUCUCAUUUUUAGGUGAGGUUGACGUUUCUGAGAUCAAAAACUACUGCAACGACUUGGGAGUGCCCCUGGACGACCACAAAGCGUUGCGUAUUGUCAGGCAGUGAGUGCUUUCCACGAUCUGAUACAGUUUUUUGUCCUAGUGUGGUAGUAAACAAUCGACGAUUCACAGGGGAAAUUUUGAGCUCGAAUGAGAGUUUCCACUAAAACUGAUUGAGAGACCAUCUUCAGAUUAUCCUAACUUUCAGAAUGGAUCAAACUGGAUCAUCUUCAGUAAAUCUCAACGAGUUUCAAGAUUUUAUGCUCCUGUAUCCAUCGACAGACAUGAAAGAGAUGGCUGAUUUCUGGCGUCACAAUUUGGUAGCGAAUUCGAUUUGGCUCUUCGCAAAACGCUAAGCUUUUUUAGAUGAUUGACAUAGGAGAAGACGGUCAAGUGCCGGAGGACUUCACACCGCAGGAACUGAAAUCCGGAGUUUGGUGGAGGCAUUUGGUGGCCGGGGGUGUGGCUGGAGCCAUGUCGCGAACGUGCACGGCGCCUUUUGACCGCAUCAAAGUGUAUCUACAGGUAUCAAUAAGCGAACCAGUCAAACGAAAUUUUAUGAUUUCCAGGUCCACUCCACAAAAACCAACAAACUCGGAGUUGUGAGCUGCGUUCACUUGCUGCAUGCGGAAGGAGGAAUCAAAUCGUUCUGGAGAGGCAACGGAAUCAAUGUCGUUAAAAUUGCUCCAGAAUCUGCAAUGAAAUUUAUGUGUUACGAUCAAAUCAAGCGUUGGAUCCAAGAAUACAAAGGAGGCGCUGAAUUGACGACGAUUGAGAGACUUCUAGCGGGUUCAUCAGGUACGCUUCUGGCCUGACGAGCUGAGAAUCAUUGAAUCCCAACGUUUUCAGCGGGUGCGAUCUCACAAACUGCCAUUUACCCUAUGGAGGUGAUGAAAACGAGGUUAGCGCUUAGAAGGACGGGUCAACUCGAUAAGGGAAUGUUCCAUUUUGCUCAGAAAAUGUAUACUAAAGAAGGAAUCAAAUGUUUCUACAAAGUGAGCACUUUUCAGAUGAAAAUCUUGUCUCAAACAUGAAGAUUUUCAGGGAUACCUUCCGAACCUGCUCGGAAUUAUUCCAUACGCCGGAAUUGACUUGACAGUGUAUGAGUCGUUGAAAUCCUUAUACACCCAGUACUACACGGAACACGCGGAACCAGGAGUGCUGGCUCUUCUCGCUUGUGGUACCUGCAGUUCGACAUGCGGUCAACUGGCCAGUUAUCCCUUGGCUCUUGUGCGGACACGGUUGCAAGCAAGAGGUUUGUGAUCGGAUUAGUAUCGAAUUUCGACAGAUUUUCGGUUUUUCUCUCAGCCAGAAAAUGACAUUUUCUUAUUUUAAGUCACGAAAAGUUACAAGUCAUUGUUUGCAAUAUUAGUACUAAAGCCAAUUUUCAGCGAUAUCUCCAAGAAAUUCUAAUCAACCGGACACAAUGGUGGGCCAGUUCAAGCACAUUCUCCAGAAUGAAGGAUUCACUGGACUGUACCGAGGGAUAGCGCCAAACUUUAUGAAAGUGAGCAUUUUGGAUAUACAAUUGCCCGAAUCUCGUUUCCACGGCAUAAAAAGCCGCUUCAAGAGGCUUCUCGGACUUAAAACUAAAGGAUCUUGAGUCAAAAUUUCGAACCAAAUAAAUUGGUCUAUAGAUAUUUGAAUGAGAGGCGGAAAACACAGGUUUUCAAGGAAAUUGCCACCUUUUCGGCUUGUAGCCAGUAGAUAUAUAUUUUCGGACAAGUUAAUACGAUCUAUCUAAAACUUGACCUCAACAUAUUUCAAUUCAAGUUCAUGAAGCCUGCAAAAUUUGGGUUCUAUAUUGGAAAUAAGAAAGAGGGCCAAACGUCAGGCCUCAAAACGCCUUCGCAAAGCCCGGGGACGUGACUAAAUCGACCUGGAAUACCACUAAUAAGAUUCUAUUUUUUUCAGGUGAUUCCAGCCGUCAGCAUCUCCUACGUGGUCUAUGAAAAAGUGCGGAAACAGCUUGGCGCCAGCAUGUCAUGA
Messenger RNA from Caenorhabditis sp. 36 PRJEB53466, 2748 nucleotides. The record is from the annotation of a GenBank genome assembly. Lineage: Eukaryota; Metazoa; Nematoda; Chromadorea; Rhabditida; Rhabditidae.